This is a messenger RNA of Asterias rubens (European starfish), 2046 nucleotides long. RefSeq names its product cAMP-dependent protein kinase catalytic subunit PRKX-like. The record is from RefSeq and is a predicted model, not a curated record. Gene Ontology annotation, molecular function: protein serine/threonine kinase activity; ATP binding. Lineage: Eukaryota; Metazoa; Echinodermata; Asteroidea; Forcipulatida; Asteriidae. The coding region runs from base 510 to 1559 and encodes 349 amino acids. Gene Ontology annotation, biological process: protein phosphorylation. The transcript is spliced from 7 exons.
UAACGUGUUGAAUGCCCCUGUUAUACCCGCUGGCACGAAGAAAAGGUGGACGAAGCAGAUGUCUUUUGCGAUCUUAUAUUAUACAUUUGGCUUCCGAAAAGAUCUUCUCAAUAAUGUCACACAAUAAGGCAACCUCGUCAUAUGAGAAUUAAGAGUCAACUUCUGCCGCGACAUUCCGCAGAUUGGAUUUAGAAAUAGAACCGGGAAGUUGGUUGGGGAAAACAGCUCUGCAUAAAACUCCAAAAAUGUCCCGUGCUCGAAACACAUCGUACCGCCACAAGCAGCUCUCACUGCACCCGUAAAUUGCCACCGAAACUCCCACCAUCCCACUGGCAGAUUCUGGAGUGGAUGUUUUUGUUUCGUUCCCAGAUAAACAGGAUCGUUCGCGUCGUUUUGCCCUGAGCGUUUGGCAGGGACAUUUGGAACAGAUGAAAGAUCGGUUGCUCUGACAACGAAGUCAAACUGUUUCAGUGAAGUUUUAGGGCAUAAUUUUUAUUUUAUGGUUGACGAUGGCGUCUUCAAGAAUCGCCAAGGGAAAGACCCUGAAACGGACCGGCUCGUCUGGGAAGUUGAAAGACCUUCCUCCGCCAGAUACCCCAGGUGAACGGAAGUAUAAACUCGACGAUCUACAAAUGUUGUCUACUGUUGGCACCGGAACAUUUGGAAGAGUUAUUCUUGUCAAAGAUAAGACGUCCAAGGACUACAUGGCACUGAAGGUUCUAGCAAUUUCUGACAUCGUUAGGUUAAAGCAAACGGACCAUGUCUUAAGUGAAAAGGCAAUUCUUUCUUCCAUCCAGCACCCUUUCAUCGUUAAUUUAAUAUGGGCCUACCACAACGAGACAUUCCUGUAUAUGCUUCUAGAAUACGUAUGUGGAGGAGAACUCUUCACCUAUCUACGCAGUAUGGGACGCUUCAAGUCCUCAAUCGCCAAGUUCUUUGCCUUGGAAAUCAUCUGCGCAUUAGAUUACCUACAUAAAGAAGAUAUCGUCUACCGGGACCUGAAACCAGAAAACAUUUUACUCGAUCGAGACGGUCAUGUCAAGCUUACAGACUUCGGUUUUGCCAAGAGGUUAAAGGACAGGACGUGGACGCUAUGUGGAACUCCCGAAUACCUAGCCCCGGAAAUCAUCCAAAGUAAAGGUCACGGAAAAGCAGUGGAUUGGUGGGCUCUUGGAAUUCUUAUAUUUGAGAUGCUUGUCGGGUACCCACCCUUCUUUGAUGAUAAUCCAUUUGGUAUAUAUGAGAAGAUAUUGGAAGGCAAGAUAGACUGGCCCAAACAUCUGGAAAAAAACGCAAGGGAUUUGGUGCAGAAGUUACUCGUCAUUGACAGGACGAAACGAAUCGGAUGUUUGGUCAACGGCAGCGAAGACAUCAAAAAUCAUGACUGGUUUGUUGGAACAGACUGGGACACAGUCAGGAGGAGACAGCUCAAGCCGCCAGUAGUACCCACCGUUUCGCACGACGGAGACACUCAGAACUUUGACAAAUACGAAGAUGACGGUUGGAAAGAUGCGGAGGCAGUCACCUCGGACAUUCUUGAACUCUUCAGAGAAUUUUGACGAAUGGCUUGACGAAUUAAAGAAACUCUCUUUCAGACUUCCAUAGUGUGUCCCACCAUGUUUUUUUAAAACUAAAAUUCUCGAGAGCCGUCAUGGCAUGCUCACAAACCUCAAUGUCAUUGGACGAUGGUGAAGCAACCCAGUAUGAACAUAAUGGCGUGACAUAUGCUGAUAACAUACCGUCAUCAUGUUUAAGAACAAUUUGGACGGAGCACCAGGUGACAGUUGCCAAGGAGAUCAUCAUUCUGUGCAUGGAUUUGUAGACGUGGCUUUUCGAACAUUCUUCCAUAAUCAUCAUAAACUCCAUCUACAUGACCUACAUAUUUCCAGUGGCGCAAGAGAGGAGAGAAUCACUGGAUACCCGCAUAUGAACUUUGACCUUUGGAUGGAAACCCUAACCCUGUGUAUCAUUGUUUGGGCCAAUAUACCGUGUGUCUCAAAAAGAAAGUAUACACUUUUGAAAUGGCUGCCGAAUAAAAAAUAUAUC